CAGAGGAAAUUCCGGUGCCUCCUUCACCGCAGACGCCUCCGUGUCCUCCAGGAGAAAGUCACAGUCAUUCAGGCUCACUUCCGAGGCUACCAGGCAAGGAAGCGUUACAGGAGGCUGAAGAAGACUUUGGUGCAAUUUAACACCAUGAUUUUAAUCGCCAGACCUUUGGUUCAAAGGAGGAAGCGCUGCCAGCAGGAGUUAGAGGAAAGGAAACGAAGACAGAGAUCCCUGGCCAGUGGUGACACAGAGGACAGUCCCAACCAAGGAAUGGACGUGGGGCUGCUGGAGAUCCCUGCAGAGCUCGCAGCCCUCCUGCAGUUUGUUGAAGGUCGACACCGAGCACAGGCCAACCAGAUAACCGAGGCAUUGCCUCCAGAGGUCAAGGUCAAAGAUGACCUUUCCCUCCCAUCCACCAUCAACAGCUAUCCCUUCUCCUCCUUCGUGAAGUCACACUUCCAGAAGCCAGAUUUCCCUGCCCUUGGUCAGCCUCUGCAUCACCCCUUAACCCAUCUGGGUGCUGAACACCACGAGAGUGCACUUGAGAUCAACAAACUGAUUUUGCGGUUCAUUGGUGACAAGAGCCUCCACGGCUGGCAGGAGGUGCUCCUGGGCAACUACAUCGCUGGCAGAGGUUUGAGUAACGCGGCUCUGCGCGACGAGAUCUUCAGCCAGCUGGUUGCCCAGACAUGGAAGAACCCAGACGUGGAGCACAGCCAGCGGGCCUGGGUCCUGAUGGCAGCUUUGCUGAGCUGCUUUGCGCCUUCGCCGGUGCUGGAGAAGCCCUUGCUGAAGUUUGUGUCAGACCAUGGCUUGGAGGGCUACAACGCCGUUUGCCAGCGCAAGAUCUUGACGGCGGCACAGCACGCAGAGACGGGCUCUGCAUCCUCUCGGGCCUUCCCUCCCACUCAGCUGGAGUGGACAGCAAACCAGAGGAGAGGGAAGAUGGUGCUGGAUGUUCAUACCUUUAAUGAGGAGACGUUCUCAGCUGAGGUGGAGUCCUGGAUGACUGGGGAGCAGCUUGCAGCCUGGAUCCUAAGUGCAAGGGGCUGUGAUAAGAAGACUCGAGGGUGGUCUGUCUCCAUGUUAACUGGCAACACAUGGCAGGACCUGCUGGGCUGUGACUUUGUGCUGGACCUCAUUGGAGAGAUGGAGGAGACCAGCAACUUCAGCAGCUCUUCCCAGUCCCCAGCUGAGUUCCCCAUCGCUUCAGAAAGCGACAGGAGCACCUACCAGUUCUCUGACCUGGAUUCGAUCCCUCCUGCUCCAGGCAUCCAGGCCCCUGCCUUCCCACCCCCUAGCCUGCCUCCAGAAUUCAUGGAUCUCUAUCCAGAUCCAAGGAUUAGAGAUGACCUGGGGACCCCUGUAGGCCUGGAUCACUAUGUGGAUGAUCUCUUCAGCCCUGUGCUGCAUCAGGGCUCCAGACUGCCAGAUUUGGAGAACAGGGACAUUCUCACUGGACGCAUGAAAGGAGGUGGGAAGAUUGGACCCACUGGGAGAGGAAUCCUUCCUUCUGCAGGCUUCCCUGGAGUGGCUCAAGCACCAGUUUACCAGCCCAUGCCUUCCGUGAUGGGGGUGCCAGCAGCCAUGCCCAUGGUGCCAGGGGCUGGUGGGAUCGCACCCAUGCCAGCCAUGGUUAUGCCCCAGCCCGUGGUUCCAGCUCUGGAUCCCAACCAGUUGGCAGCACAGCAGCAAGCCUUCAUCAACCAGCAAGCCAUGCUCAUGGCCCAGCAGAUGACCCUUCAGGCCAUGAGCAUUUCCCAGCAACAGCAGCAGCAGCUGCAAAAGUCUCUUGAGAAGUCAAGGCCAAGAGCCUCAAGUCCACCACAAGCCCGACCCCCAGCCACUCUCCCAAAACCCAAGAAGCCUUCCACAAACCAGGAUGCUGCAACACCACCAGAGUCUUCAGAACCACCAGCUAAGGGUAAUGACUACGAACAAGAUGAGUUCUCCAGCAGUGGAGAUGAAGAUUCUCCUCGGGAAACCUUCCAGCAGAAGAGACAAUAUUUCCAGAAGAUGGGAGAGCAAUACAUCCGAGUGAAGAAAGUCAGGCCUCCUACCAAAACCUGGACUCCACCAGCAAAGCCCCAGCCAGAGCAGGAGGAGGAGAAAAAACAGGAACAGAAGGUGAAAGAAGUGAAGCCUGUCCCCAAACCAGAGGCAGCUCCUGCUUCCCCUGUGCCAUCUGCUGAGCCAAAGCCAAUAAAGCAGAUGCCAAAAGUGAAGAAGGAGCCACCUGUAGUGAAGCCUUCAGGCCCCGAGUCGCGUCCCACGCCGAGCCGCGAGAUCGGCAACAUCAUCAAAAUGUACCAGAGCCGACCGGCCCCGGAGCCCCAGCCCAUCCAGCCCGUGAGGAAAGUACCCAAGCCCUUUAUAAAGAAGAGUGACCCCAAAAAUGAGGCUCUGGCCAAGCUGGGAAUGAUGAACCCCUCGUCUCACCCAUCACCAUCUCCUGUGCCACAAGAGAAGAAAAUACCUCCACCUCUCAAGCCCAAGCCAGGCUCAGCUUCCAGCUCUAUCAAGGAGAAGCAGUUGCCUCUCCUGUCCAUCUUCAGGCCAGAUGGUACCCCACCAGCAUCUGAGGGCUCUCCUGCUCCCCCUACUCCCCCAGCACUGCCUUCACCUCUAAAGCCUGAGGACCAAGGCAAGCAGGAAUCCACAGGAAAGGACUCUGCUGUAACAGUAACAGGUGACGAUGGCAUCAAGACCCAGCUGUACAAACUCACCAGCAGCGUCAGCUUCUCCUAUGCAGACCCUGCCUGGAAAAUCUUCCUGCGCAAAGAGGUGUUUUACCCCAAAGAAAAUUUCAGCCACCCUUACUGCCUGAACUUGCUGUGUGAACAGAUCAUCCGUGACACCUUCUCCGACUCCUGCUUUCGGAUCUCCAAGGAGGAGAAGCGCAAGAUGAAAGACCUGCUGACGGAGUUCCGGGUUGGCAACGAUGUCCAGUCCAUUAAGGAGGAUGGAAUAAAGAAGAGGAUUGUACUGGCUGCUCGGGAUAACUGGGCCAACUAUUUCUCCCGCCUCUUCCCUGUUCAUGGUGAAGAGGGAAGUGAUGUGCAGGUCCUGGGUGUUUCUCACCGGGGCAUUCGGCUGCUGAAGGUGGAGAAAGCAGCUGGGUAUAACCCUGAGCACCUCAAGAUUCUUCGCAGCUACUGCUUUGCAGACGUGCUGUCAGUGGAGCUGAAGGGCAGCAGUGCCCUGGAGUUCUCCCUGAAGACAGAGCAGCUCUUCCUGCACUCUCUGAAGGCUCCGCGCAUCAAGGCCAUGGUGGAACUCUUCAUGCAGGAGCUGAGGCAGGACACCAACUACGUCGUUGCUCUGCGCAGCUACGUCGUGGACGACAAGAGCCUCCUGAGCUUCAAGAAGGGAGACCUCAUUGAGCUGCUGCCCAUGAAAGGCGUGGAGCCAGGCUGGCAGUUUGGCUGCACUGGUGGCCGCUGUGGUCUCUUCCCCACCAACCUGGUGCAGUUGGCUGCAGCCCCUGAUUACCUCAGCAUCAGCAUGGACAGACGUGGAGAGCUACGGAAGAGAAGGAAAUCUUCCCCACAGAGCAGGAACACCAGCAGGGAGAGUUCUGUUCCCAGCCUGACAUCAGAACCCGACAGCACGAUGUUAGUCCCUGCUGGUGAUCGUUAUACCAUGAUUGACUUUGCCACAGCCUAUUUCCGGGAGGCUCAGUCCAUGCAGGGACUGCAGGGGAUGUCUGCUGAAAAGAAGAGUAUAGCUGGCCUGGUCCGGCACACCAAGGUCCCAAUCCAGGAGUCUUUGCUCCUGUACUCUGACAGUGAGCUGAAUGAGCUGGCUACAAAGAACUUCCAGACGCUGAUGCGGCUCAUGGGGGAUCAGUCCAAGCACAAGGACCAGACUGAGGUUGAAUGCACCUACGAAAUCCUCAAGCUGUGCAAGGAGAAGGAGCAUUUGCACGAUGAGGUCUACUGCCAAGUCAUCAAACAGGUCACCCACAACCCUAACCAGCAGAGCAUGCUGCGUGGCUGGUUGGUCCUGAAUCUGCUAACUGGAUACUUCCUCCCUACUAAAAUCCUGAUGCCCUAUGCCACCAAGUUCCUGCAGCUCGCCAGCAGUGAUCCAUCCAGCACCCACCAUGAUAUAGCCAAGAUCUGUCAGAGCAACCUGCGGAAAACCUUCAUGUACGGGGGCCGCCGAAACCUUCCUUUCCCUGUGGAGAUGGAGGCGCUGCUGAAGGGGCACGGUGCCCGCCGGCUGGUGAUACUGAUGCCUGGGGGCAUGGAAUACGUCACCAGGAUCAAGACAUUCACGGUGGCCAAGGAGCUCUUGCAGGAGAUCUGUGAGCAGAUGGGAGUUGGUGAACAGGAAGAGAUACAGGACUUUUUUCUUUUUGCUAUCAGGACUGACAACAAAAAUCUUGGCAAAAUAGUGAAGCCAAUAAAACCAGAGGAGUAUCUCCAUGAUUACCUGCUGGAGGACAAGAUGGUCACCGUGACUUUGCGCAGGCUCAUCUGGAGGACACCUCUGCACUUCGAGAACCAAAUCUACACAGAUGUCCACUAUGGACAGGUGCUGUGGGAUUACCUGAAUGGGAGGAUGCUGCUGAGCCAGAGUAAAGAAAUGGAGAUGCAGGUGGGCCUUUUGGCAAUGCUCCAGCACUGGGCCAAGCCAGAGCAGCAGAACUCGGCUCCCUCCGGGGAGGAGCUGAAGAAAUACACCCCCAAGACCCUGCAGCACUCCAUCAGUUCCAUGGCUCUGGAGAACCAGGUUGCCACAUUGCUGAGGACAAGGCAGCCCCUCCAGCCACUGGAUGCAAAAAUCCAGUUCAUAGAGCAUGUGAUGAAACUGCCUUUCUUUGGCUACACCAUGUUCAUGGUGGAGAGAGUCAGCGACAACAAGAUCCCUGUGCCCUGUUUCCUUGGUGUGAAUAAAGAGGAGAUCAUUGUGGUGAAUGGCACCACCCAGGCCGUGUCCCAGGUCAUUCCCCUGAAGGAGGUGCAGAAGAUGCGCACCCUGAAGCCCAUGCUCAAAGAUGGACUUCCCGGCUUGGAGCUGAACUUUGGAUCACCUGCCACCCCCAAGACUUUGUGGGUUGAACUGCAACAGGCUAAAGAACUGUACCACACACUUGUCAUCAUCCUGGACAAAACAGAGCUCCACUCCUAGAGCCCAAAAGGAGGAGAAUGACCAAGGAAAGCAGCUGUGCCUCUCUUCCUUUGAACCUGAUUAGUGCUCUCUGAUCUGUCUUCUGGAGAGAACACUUCCAAAAGACAGCCACGACCUCAGACAGCUGCUUUCCAUGGCUGUCACCACAGUGUUUGUUGAUGGACUGGAUAAUAAUCUCACCCCUGGUGACCUGCCAUUCAGUCCCCAAGUACUUCCUUGAAGCAAUCCAUGCUGUGGACAAACAAACCACAAGGCCCUCUCCACCCCAGAGUUCCAAAAAGGAGCAGCUGAACCAAUGCAAGCACUUGCCUUCAAGCAAUGCAGUGUGGAACUCCUCUUUUCUUUUUUGAAUUAAUUAACAUUAGCAAAGCCUGGUGCUUUGCUACAGAUUUGUGCAUCCCAGUGCCCAGCUGAGUCUGCAAUGCCUGCACUGGCUGCUGGUGUUUUCCAGAGGCCAGUUUUGUCUCUACAUUGAUAUGCAUAAGGCCCUGGAGCAGGACUGGUGAAGCAGGAGUUUAUAGAAAGCACCUUAAUUGAAAAGCAGAUCAGUGUUAAUAAUACAAUUAGCACAUAUGCUGGGGCGUGGAUCGAGCUGCAAUGAUAAGAAAGUUUAUUGUUAAUUAAUUUCUCACUGACAUAAUUAUAUGCAUCUGCUUCCCUCUACUACAAAGGAGUCAGUCAUGUCCAUGCAGCUGUCAGGCUUCAGUGAUGGCUCCAUGCCCAUGGAGGAAGAAGCAUAUUCAAACAGGACUUGUAUUAUAGUAGACUGUUUUGGGUUGUACAAAAAUGCCUAAUUUAUUUUUAUUGCCCUUUAGGAAAUUGCAAUAAAGUAAU
This is a messenger RNA of Myiozetetes cayanensis, 5967 nucleotides long. It is a transcript of the gene MYO15B, whose product is annotated as myosin XVB. Gene Ontology annotation, cellular component: cytoskeleton. NCBI's taxonomy places the organism in Eukaryota, Metazoa, Chordata, Aves, Passeriformes, Tyrannidae. Gene Ontology annotation, molecular function: protein binding. The record is from RefSeq and is a predicted model, not a curated record.